AUGUCAAUAGUUGGGCCCUACUGUACCAGUUCCCGUAUCAACCUGGCUCAAUGCGAGCUGUACCUGCUGGUCUCUGCUCUGACGCUGCGUGUUCUGCCCCACAUGGAGUUGUUCGAGGCUACGGAGAAGGACGUCAAGUACGACCGUGACAUGUUUAUCCCGCUGACCAAAUCGUCGAGUAAGGGCGUGAGGGUCACGAUUUCUUAG
Messenger RNA from Microdochium trichocladiopsis, 207 nucleotides. RefSeq lists its product as uncharacterized. Lineage: Eukaryota; Fungi; Ascomycota; Sordariomycetes; Xylariales; Microdochiaceae. The transcript is spliced from 2 exons. The record is from RefSeq and is a predicted model, not a curated record. Bases 1 to 207 code for a protein of 68 amino acids.